UGCUGGAUGGAGCCACACGGGAGUCAUGUGAGGAGACAUGACAAAAACAGCCUUCCUUAAAUUAUGUGUGGCAAUUGUGAUCACAUUCAUUUUAACCUUGCCGGAACAUUUCAAGACCCCAAAAGGAAGAAUUUUGGAGCUAUCCUGUCUGAAACUUUGUUUAAAACCCAAUUUGACCCAUUCACUCCCCUCCUUCAAUUUGUCUUUCAUGACUUUUUUGAAACCAGUAAAAGAAGCUCAGAUUAUUUUGGAAAUCUUUCUAAACCACUCCGAUUUUGAAAACGUCACCAGGACUUGCCAAGAUAUCACAAGCCAAUUCCAAAUGUGCUCUUUGUGUUUGGUUUGUGAACCUAAAGGAAAUGUGGGUUCUAUUUCUCAGGAAGAAACAUCAAAAGUUCUUACCAUGACAGGAUCAGUGGAAACGAAAGACGCUGAUUUUCAUUCCCCUUGUCAACAUUUCAAUUUUACUGCGGCUCCUACAGUUGACUACUGGGAGCAAAAGAACACUACCUGCAAUCUGAAAAUGCGCACUAGAAGGUCAACAGCCGCGAAGCAAGACCCAGCCAAGCAGAAGCCUGUACAUCACACUUGCGGAAUUACGGAAUCUAUGAAUAACUGCACACACCUUUCCUUGUACCUAGAAAUGGACACAAAUUAUACCAUUUGCUCCAUGAAGAUUAUUUGGUAUGCUUUAGUCCUGCUAGUUUUUGUGGCUUUGAUCAUCCUUCUUACAAACAAAAUACGGGAAGGCCACCGAGUACAGAAGUGGCAGAGUCAUAAGUACAAGCCUGCAUCUGCUCUCUUAAGGGAAAGAGAUUCUGAGAAACUGAGAGUACUGAAUGUACGGGUUAUUUCAGUUGCUCUUUAUGGGAGAGAAACGGAGAGGAAAUAAUGUUUCCCCUGAGUGCUGUUUGGAAGGCUGCUCUUUGUAAUGAUGGAUUAUAGGCAGUGGUGAGAAUUUAAAAAAUGUGCCACCGUGGUUCCCUAGAAAUGCAGGAACAUGAGUGAGAAGAAAUGCUGUUCAAAGAAGCUGUGAGUCUGUGUUACAUUCAACAUCCAGCUUGUCACUGACACUAGCUGAGCAUUCCUGAGUCUCUCCACUUGCUCAUGUAUUCUAAAAUACGUUCUCUCUCUCUCUUUCACUCUCUCUCUCUCUCUCUCUCUCACACACACACACACACACACACACACGCACAGCUAAGCUGCUGCCCUGCAAAAGAUGUUUAUUCAUUCUGCAAGAGAGGUGUCAUACAGAAUCAAAUCCCAAUAUAUUCUAUGCCCCUAUUGUUUCCAUCUUCGCUUUGAUAAACAUGAUGGUUUGUGUUACCUAUCUUGGCAGUAACUAUUUUACAUCCUACUGAACUGUGAAACUACUCACACAGGGGAUGACUGUGUCUUGUUCAUUUUAUAUCUUUGUCCCCGAUGUGACAUCUGGUAUUCAGUUCCUACCUGAUCAAAGGUUAUUGAACUUCACCAACCCUAAACCAGAAAGGGUGUAAGAGUAAAAACAGUGGACUAACAAGAAAUGAAUUCUAGGGACUAGAAAAGGUAAAAACAAAUGAGGAAACAGAGUGGUUAGAGAGAACAGAAUUUCCCUUCAUUGAAGGACAGAGAACACACUUUAUGAAUCUGCUAAGGAUUAAAGAACCAAGAAAACUGUUGGCCAUUUUGAAGAACCGAUUUUGAGAACUUUCAAAAGUAACCUUUAAUUGUAUCCCUAUAGACAAUGUUUCAUGGGUUGACUAUGGUGGCAAAUGGCACGAGUGGAAUAGGACUUGAAAUUGAAACCAACUUGGCUGACUGCAGAAAGAAAAUUUAAUGGGAAGCCAGUAGACACCCAUAGAAGUAAUGGGCACCUUAGGGAUUCUGAAGAGAGGACAAGCUACAAGAGUUAGGGAGCCAAGAGCACAGUCCAAGUCGCACUGUGGAAAUAGUCUGGUAAGAAUGUCCCUGCCAGAGCCACUCCUCUCUCUCAUCUAUGCAGGCUACCACUGGGCUCCUACAACCAAAGUUGCCAUUUUGGGCAGGAUGGAGCACCCCAGGCAAGAACAUGUAACAGACCAAGUAUAAGCCAUAAGGUUGGUCUGCUAUACCAGGGAGCCGAGAGAGGAAAUGUCUGCCCCUCUGACUUAUUACAUACUUGAGAUUAGCUCUGAGAUGUCACAGACUAGAUACAGCCAAUGAAUCAAUACCUAUAAAUCAGGUUUGCAGUAUUGAAGCUUCCAUUCACUUCUGAUGCAUGGGUUGGUGAAAGGUCAUUUUGUGGCUCCCUUCUGUGUCCAUGAAAAGUAGUAAAUUCUCCAAGACCUUGUCAUUCUUAAUCUUUACAUAUCCAAUUAUUAAGCCCUGAUUGUGGGCCUCCCCUUAUGCCAAGCAUUGGUGAUUCAGCAGCACACACCAUGGCACAGCCCUGUCAUCCUGGCACUCUUCCUUAGGAGAUUCUGCCCAUGGUUGCCUCAGCACCAAGGAAGCUAGUGUCUCCUUAAGCAUCUUCUGUAUGCAUGCAUCUUUCUUGUUUCAUAAACACUUUAUUAUUAUUAUUAUAAUUAUUUUUCCUCAUGGGAGAACUGAAGUCACAGAGUUUAAGUAACAGGUCCACAGCUGGCUCCCAGCAGACUCAAAUUCGGUUCUGUCUAAUGUAGCAUAUCACUUACAGGAAAAAAUGGACUGGGGUUCCACUGGCUCAAGUCAAAAAUCAUGUCUCCUUGCUCUUUCACAUCAGAUGCUAGAAGCUGAAAUAUGUUCUCUACAUAAAACUGUAGCUGUUUACAUGAGACAACAUGUGUUGCUGCAAAGAAACAUUUCCACCUAUGUUGAAAUGUUCGCAGUGAAGGUAGGCAGAUUCUGAGGGAGCGUAAAGCAAAGGAGGUGUGAUUUUAUUGUGAAAGAAAAUUACUGAAUGUCAAAAAAAUAAGUGGCUGACUCAGUCAUUUCUAUUACCCCCCCCAAAUAAAAGUAAUGGCAGUAUAAAAUUACAAUGUGUAACAUAUUUAUCAUCAGCAUAAUAAAGACCAGGCAGGUUUCAAUUUCCUGCUGAAGGAAAGACACAUUACUGGUGCCAGAUGUUUUGCAACCAAGCAAGAUAACAUGAAAAUUUUUUACUUGCUUAAUUGUGAUGUUUAUGACUCUCCAAACACAGAUUUGGUUCCUAAAGCAGGAAAGGUUACAGCCAUCUGCUUGGCUACAGAGGAGAUCAAAAUGCAGAAGUGGACUUGCAGGAAAAUUUGCCCGUAUGCAAAGCAGAUUUGGGUGGGAUAGGAUGAUGCACUCUGCCCAUUCGUGGACCUCCUUUACGUGACAGCCGUCUGUACCAGGUCUGGAAGAAGUGGAGAUGAGAGACAAGCACAGUGAGCUUUUUCGUCCUUCCCAGAACUGCCCUGUUCCCUUGCUAUCCCUUCACAGGCCCUCCUCUCACACUGACUUGGGCUAGAUAGCUGCACCCUGGCCUUCUGAACUUGGCUGAACUAACACUCCCUCCAGGACCGGGGCCAUCCGCCUUAGUACACAUCCUUGAAACACCAACAGUCUCUCUCGGCAGCAGCAGCAGCUAUCAUGGCUAUUAGAAAAUUAUAAACAUGAUGAAAUAUCAGCUUUAGAUAAAGGACUUCUGAUAUUUUUGAAUUAUGAUUUGAUUGCUGUCUUGGCCACCAGCCAGUAAGCUUGAGGUCAAGGACAUUAUCUGACAAUACUUGCCCCUCUACCCCCAGAUCAGAGCCUAGUGUAUAUUUGAGAGCACUUCAAAACACUCAUGGAAAAGUGCCAUUAAAGAG
Messenger RNA from Ochotona princeps (American pika), 3770 nucleotides. RefSeq names its product transmembrane protein 156 (gene TMEM156). Lineage: Eukaryota; Metazoa; Chordata; Mammalia; Lagomorpha; Ochotonidae. The transcript has 6 exons. The coding region runs from base 38 to 892 and encodes 284 amino acids. The record is from RefSeq and is a predicted model, not a curated record.